AUGAGGUUCGCGGAGUGUGGGAACAUUGGGAAGGAGAGCGGCGUUCUGCGGGACCUGCUUUGGAGCAGCCCCGUAGCUGAGCGUUCGCUUUGUUGCCUCCGGCCUACCGACCUCAACCAUCCCCUGCUCAGGGUGACGGGACUGUGGUGGACCCAGGACUGUCUCCAAGAGAAAAUGGUGGCAUCCUUAGGGCCCCAUGGAACUUCUCAGUCUUGCAAGUCCAAUAGAAUCUUCCUGGCCCCCACUAUGUACUUGAGAGUGGGCCCUCUGUCUCUUACUCAGAAGGAGAGUAAUGGACAGACCCCCGGAAAACUGGACGCGACUGAGAUGUCGUUUGGUCCAGACGUGAAGAGCGAUGGAGGGCCCAAAGAGGCAAGUGACCGACGCGCUCGGCGUAAUGGGAAAGGGAAGCGGCAUUCUGAAUUGAUUGGAGUGGGAAGAUUCGGCAAGGGUAUGCUCCUUGCUAAAGAUAUCCGGGAUCGAGAACGUGGGGGCCGGACAGAGAUCGGGGUGGUGGAAGGCGACGAGGAAGAGGCCAGUCAGGACUUGAUGAAGGUUUUGGAGAGUGAACUUGGAGAGAGGUUGCAAGAACUCAACCCUGCCAUUUCCGAUGAAGCAGUGGAGCAGCAGCAGCGAACCAGCAUCUCUCUCUAUCGUGUCUCAGACUCUGAAGGGAAAAUGCAGGUCACCGAAGAAGCCAGACGGCCCCUCGUUCAGGAGAUGUUGAACAGUGAUGACUGUUACAUUCUGGAUCAUGGUGGUAUGAAAAUCUAUGUAUGGAAGGGGAAAGGUGCCACUAAAGUGGAGAAGCAAACAGCCAUGUCGAAGGCCUUGGAAUUCAUGAAGAUGCAAGGAUACCCUUACAGCACCAACAUAGAGACUGCGCAUGAUGGAUCAGAGUCAGCCAUGUUCAAGCAGCUGUUCCAGAAGUGGACCGUCCGAGACCAGACAGUGGGGCUAGGAAAGACCUAUACUGUUGGCCAGAUUGAACAGGAAGAGUAA
Sphaerodactylus townsendi is the source of this 1002-nucleotide messenger RNA. Its product is annotated as advillin-like. NCBI's taxonomy places the organism in Eukaryota, Metazoa, Chordata, Lepidosauria, Squamata, Sphaerodactylidae. Gene Ontology annotation, biological process: actin polymerization or depolymerization; actin filament severing; barbed-end actin filament capping. The transcript is spliced from 8 exons. Gene Ontology annotation, molecular function: phosphatidylinositol-4,5-bisphosphate binding; actin filament binding. Bases 1 to 1002 code for a protein of 333 amino acids. The record is from RefSeq and is a predicted model, not a curated record. Gene Ontology annotation, cellular component: cytoplasm; actin cytoskeleton.